GUUUUUUUUUAUUUUAAACGCUGUUGUGGGAAAAUGACAAUUGAUAGAAAAAAUAUUGGAAGUGAAAUCCUUAAUAUUGUAACUCUGGCUAUAGAGAUUUAAUAAAAUAUUGAUAUGACGCUUUGGGUAAUAAGGAAAGAGGAACUAAACCGAACAAACUUCGAUUUAGCAAUGAGAGUUAUUAUAGGUCUUAUGUAUAUACUUAUAUCUUCGUAGAGGAUGAUCCAAAGGGUGUAAGCUGAGUCACGACGGUUUCAAGCACAGCCACAACUAUAGAUAACUGCCACAUGUGGCGCACUCAAGCGCUAACUGCUUAGAUGGAAAUUUCCAAAUCCACGCGACGACCUCACAUCUUUUCGACGACGAGGAAUUCCACUCCAGGAGCCCAUGAUGACCACGAUACGAGAAGGAGCUCGCAUGGCGAGCUUAUUGGGACGGAGGCAUCUGCCUCUGAGGACAGGUUCUCUUUGUGUGCAGCGGUUCGCCUCGACCGAGGCAAAGAAGUCCUCCGCUCUCGCAGAUCUUGACAAUGCUUCGUCUUUUGCGACAGGUUCACCCGACGAAGCGGCUAUCCAGGCCUUCAAUUCUAGAGAAAAGGCUGCAGAAACGGGUAAAAAACUUCCCGGCAAUAGAUACCAAUAUCAUCCUCCCAAGUACUAUCGUGGCCCUCUACAUCCCGUCCAGGUGCCCAAGUCCUCCGAUCCGACUGCUCGAGACUUCGUCCCCGGCCCUUUCAGCUUUCCUCGACUAAAGCACACAUACGAAAGCACGAUUGCUCCAGAUCUGAUUGCCAUGACAUAUCAGCAUACCCCGCCAGGUUCAGAAGUUCCUGUUUCUAACAAGGGUAACUUGAGAGAAUGGGACGAGUCUUCGCCUUACCACAAGAACCGACCUCGCCGAGGACCUCGAGGUGGUGGCUCUUCAAGGCUGGGCUUAGUGGAGCGCCCAAUUGAAUGGCACAACGUACCUGACAUCGAGGCUAUCACUAUCAACUCAUUCGCUCCCAUGGGUGCCCAGAACAAGGAGUACCUGCACGUAUGCCGUGCUGUUAUACAAGCCAUCUCUGGUGCCUUCCCUGAGGUCACACGAGUCAAGCAUGGCGUCGUUCAGUGGGGUGUCAGAAAGGGUGACAAGACUGGUUGCAAGGUGACCCUGAAAGGUGCUCAGGCUUACGACUUCCUUGAUAAGCUCAUUACUCUAGUCCUGCCUAAGAUUAAGGACUGGCCUGGUAUUGAUGCUACUACUGGCGAUAGUGCAGGCAACCUGGCGUUCGGUCUGAAGCCCGACUGGAUGGCAUACUUCCCUGAGAUCGAGUUCAACUACGAUAUGUACCCUGCACGACUGAUGCCUGGUUGCGAUAUCUUCAUCAAGACAACCGGUACAUCAGAUAGGCAAGGCCGUCUUCUUCUGGAGGCACUCGGCCUUCCCUUCUAUGGCAAGGCUAGGCACUAAAUUACGAUAGAAGGCGUCAUUGUAAGGCGUUGGAAACAAAUGUCAUCUCUAAGUAGCUGAUAUGUAGCAUAGAUUCAUGUACCAAGACGUAUGUAUCAUAAAUGAAUACUUAAAAUUCAAGGCGAAUUGCCUA
Fusarium redolens is the source of this 1585-nucleotide messenger RNA. Its product is annotated as ribosomal protein L5 domain-containing protein. The coding region runs from base 388 to 1452 and encodes 354 amino acids. Lineage: Eukaryota; Fungi; Ascomycota; Sordariomycetes; Hypocreales; Nectriaceae. The transcript is spliced from 3 exons. Gene Ontology annotation, biological process: translation. The record is from RefSeq and is a predicted model, not a curated record. Gene Ontology annotation, molecular function: structural constituent of ribosome; RNA binding. Gene Ontology annotation, cellular component: cytosolic large ribosomal subunit; ribosome.